Molecule: messenger RNA, 1777 nt
Organism: Thalassophryne amazonica
Lineage: Eukaryota; Metazoa; Chordata; Actinopteri; Batrachoidiformes; Batrachoididae
Gene: smu1b
Product: SMU1 DNA replication regulator and spliceosomal factor b
Exons: 12
Coding region: 117-1652 (511 amino acids)
Biological process (GO): mRNA splicing, via spliceosome
Cellular component (GO): precatalytic spliceosome
Molecular function (GO): protein binding
Source: RefSeq, a predicted model, not a curated record
GAGACAAACGAGAGAAGCACGUGUAGUGGGCGGGGCUGGGUAGACGGUUUUCACGUGGCUUUGGCGAGCGGCGUCAGUCCGGUGCGGCAGCAGAACGCGGCAGCAGCAGCAGCAGCAUGUCUGUGGAGAUGGAUCCCGCCGAUGUGAUCCGCCUGAUCAUGCAGUAUCUCAAAGAGAACAACCUCUACCGAACACUGACCACCUUACAGGAGGAGACCACGGUCUCACUCAACACUGUGGAAAGUAUCGACAGUUUCAUUGCCGAUAUUAACAGCGGACACUGGGACUCCGUCCUCUUGGCUAUCGAGUCCCUGAAGUUGCCUGACAACACGCUUAUCGACCUCUACGAACAGGUUGUGAUGGAACUGAUUGAAAUGAGGGAGGUGGGAGCCGCUCGCUCUCUCCUCAAACAAACGGAUCCGAUGAUCAUGCUGAAGCAGACUCAGCCGCAGAGGUAUGCUCACCUGGAGAACUUGCUGAUGUGCUCCUACUUUGAUCCGAAUGAGGCAUACCCAUAUGGCAGCAGCAAGAUGAAGCGGCGCAGAGCUAUAGCCGAGGCGCUGGUGAGGGAGGUCAGCGUGGUGCCUCCUUCUCGCCUCAUGGGCCUUCUGGAACAAGUCAGCGCUUUGAGGUUACAGCAGUGCCAGGGUCAUCUUUCCCCCCAUAUGGCCCUUGAACCCUCCAGAACCAAGGACAGACAAGUGGAAGAAGAAUCCUUUCCAACCCAAUUGUAUCGACACAUUAAGUUUGGACGAUGGUCGCACGUGGAAUGUGCUCGAUUCUCCCCUGAUGGCAAAUAUUUAAUCACAGGAUCAGUUGAUGGCUUCAUCGAGGUCUGGAACUUCAAUACCGGAAAAUUAAGCAAGGAUUUAAAGUACCAGGCCCAGGACAGCUUCAUGAUGAUGGAUGAUGCCGUGCUAUGCAUGUGCUUCAGUCACGAUUCAGAUCUCCUGGCUACCGGAGCUCAGAAUGGAAAAAUAAAGGUUUGGAAGAUCCAGAGUGGUUUGUGUCUGCGGCGGUUUGAGCAUGCACACACCAAAGGUGUGACGUGUCUGAGCUUCUCUAAGGACAGCAGCCAGAUCCUUAGUGCCUCCUUCGACCAAACCAUCAGAAUCCAUGAACUGAAAUCAGGCAAAACAUUGAAGGAGUUAAAAGGCCAUUCAUCAUUUGUAAAUGAUGCAUCUUUCACUCGAGAUGGACUUCACAUCAUCAGUGCCUCAUCUGACGGUACUAUUAAGAUAUGGAAUGCUAAGACUUGUGAGUGCAUCCACACAUUCAGAGCGCUGUCCCUGACAUCAGAUGUCCCCAUCAACAACGUAAUUCCUCUUCCCCAAAAUCCAGAGCACUUUCUGGUUUGCAACCACUCCAGUACAGCGCUCAUCAUUGACAUGCACGGUCAGACGCUGAAGACGCUGAGCUCCAGCAGAAAGGAAGGCUCAGACUUUGUGUGCUGCACCGUGUCACCGCGCGGGGAGUGGAUUUACUGCGUGGGAGAGGACUUGGUACUGUACUGCUUCAACUACACAACAGGGAGGCUGCAGAGAACGCUGACCGUCCAUGAGAAAGACGUAAUUGGCAUCGCUCACCACCCACAUGAGAACCUGAUCGCAACAUACUGUGAGGACGGCCUCCUCAGGCUGUGGAAACCUUAGGCAGAAGAAUGCACUCUUCAAUAAUCAACUCAUUAGUUUUAUUUCCACAGUAAAAAACAUAAUUUCUUUAAAAAAUGGACAAACUACAUUAUUUUUUAAGGUGGCAGCAAUAGUCCAUAUUUUCA